UGCACUCACCUUCCUUCGCUCGCCCGUCCUUCGCUGACGUGCCCAUAGUACGUUCAUUGGCCACAUCUGCAAGCAGAACACUAUUCUGCUUGUCUGGAUCUUUCUCGUUAACGUCUGAGUCGUCCGUGCAGACAUCGAUUACCUCUGUUUCUGGUAGACUUCAUGCCCGUCUUUGAAAGCAGAACGGUAUGCUCGGCGUGGUCAGGUCAUCUGUGCAGAACACUUGAAGGUAUAUAAUGAGCUGUAGACCCGUCGACCAAAUGAGUAGCCAGUUGGCAAAUGAUUGCGGGAGGAGGUACAUAUGAGAAAGUAAGAGACACGAUGACCUCGAAAGCGCUCGGGGCUCGGGCAAGGCUCGGUGAGUGCGUUUGUCUCCCUCAACUGGCCAAUCCGAUGUCUUCUUUGUCUGCCGUGAGAACUUUCCUGGCCUCUUGUAGUAUAGAUAGAUCUGAGUGCAGCCACCGGCCGAGCUGCCGCAACCGCCGGCAUUGCUCGGCCAUCACAGAAUGGGUAGCAAAGGGGCUGUCCCGGUAUUGGGGGCGCGUUUUGAAGCAGACCCUUAGAAGACCGACCUCUCCCUCACUCAAAGAGGUCUUCUUUAGGGUCUGCCUACGGGAGACAAUCACAGGUCGACGAACGAGAGAGAGGAGAGCGCUGAGUAGUGCCAAUGGACAUUACGGACACAUGCCUUGGACACUUAUGGACGCUGUGCCAUCGGACACUUCGAGUACACUGCAGGAUAGACAGUCAGUACCGGGCAAUGUGCCAUGGACACGUAGAGUAGAACAAAAAAGUCAAAGGAACAAAAACAGUACAUACAUGAGUUCAAACACAAUCAAUGUCAUGACAAUCUCUUCAGUGCGCAUGUGCAUUUGUUUGACUCGCGUCCCUCUCGUCAGUGAGAUCAAACCCGGCAGCUGAGGAUGGUAGUACUUACUGCCGCCAUACGACUCGGAUAGACCACUAUACAUCGCAGAGACCGCCUCCGCGCCACAUUACGCAUUCUGUAGGAUAUUUGCCAGGGUACACGCGAAGCUGGUGAGAUACUGCAAGAGCAGUGGUGACUUGCGGUAGGACGCACAGGCGAGAUCUGCCAGUGAAGCCUUCGG
Messenger RNA from Rhodofomes roseus, 1109 nucleotides. RefSeq lists its product as uncharacterized. The transcript has a single exon. The record is from RefSeq and is a predicted model, not a curated record. Bases 280 to 921 code for a protein of 213 amino acids. NCBI's taxonomy places the organism in Eukaryota, Fungi, Basidiomycota, Agaricomycetes, Polyporales, Fomitopsidaceae.